AGGUUACAAACUCACUCUCCCUCUCUCUCGCACAACGUACGACUCUCUUAUGAAAGCCCUUUUCAUGGUUAUUGCACUUAGGAUCGGCCUUUGAGCAUCCUGCUUCGUUCGUUGAUGCGAGUCUUAGAAUUUGAAACACAGAUCGUGGCCUCACUCAGAGUCUGAAAUUCAAAGUUUACAGCUUCGUGGUAUGAUAUUGCUCAUAAUAAUCACAUACCAACAGGGGGAAAAAAAGAUUGGGUUUCGGAGAAUUUUUAGAGAAGAAGUGCUAGCAGAAAGAUUCUUUCGAUGUCAUUGACAUAAGAGACUAACGAGAUAUUAGUUGCAAUCACAAGGAAAAGACAUGAAAAACUAGCCCUUCGUUUUCACAUUUUGUAUUCCUCUGGGCUCUGCAUAAUUUAGGCAAGAAGUGUUAGAAAGUGAUCUGUUCAUGCGGGACAUUUGUGCGGAAGUCUAAAUAUGCUGAGCUCUGGUGGAGAUAUUGAUGAUGUGUUCUUCGACUCAGCAGAUUAUCUGUCACCUCAAGAAUCUGAUUCAUGUUCCAACGAGUUGGAUUAUGAGAUUUGGGUCAAUCAGCCUCAGAGUGUGAAGGAAAGACGACAACGUUUUCUUGAGGGAAUGGGUUUAUCUGGUUUGUCUGUCAUGUCUUCAAAACCCUACCUGGGACUAGAGAGAGUUAGGGACACCAAUGAAGCACUCUCAAAUGCAGAUGAGAAAGAAACUUCUGAAGCAAACAUUCUCUUUGAUGAAAUAAACAUGUGUCCUAAAGAUGAAGUAGAUGUGAGCUUUCAUGAACACAGAAACACAGAAGCUGACGUCCAAGAAGGACAUGGGGAUUUAGGCAUGGAUAAAAAGAAGAAGAAAAACUGGUGGAAGAGAUUUUUGAACAAGAAGAAAGAAAGCGGCAGAGAAAAAAUUAGAUUGCAACUCAAUAAAGAGGCAAAUAAAACUCAUAGGAUAAAGGUGAGGCAGCACAAGAAGAGGUGGAUGGAGUUAAGUGGGUUAUAUGUUGGACAAGAGAUUACAGCUCACAAUGGCUUUAUAUGGACUAUGAAAUUCAGUCCCAAUGGAGAGCAUCUUGCAACAGGAGGUGAAGAUGGAGUUGUGAGAAUAUGGCGUGUUGUGUUACAGGAUACAUCUAGUGACUGUUUCAACGCAGAAGACAGUCUUGUUAGCAAAGUGAAACAAGACGUGUUCUGUUCUUGGAAAAAACAGUCGAGUCAACACUACCUUGUCCUUCCAAGCAAGGUUUUUCAAAUUGAGGAAUCACCGCUGCAAGAAUUCUAUGGUCAUUCCAGUGAUGUCCUGGACUUGGCAUGGUCUAAUUCGGAAAUUCUUCUUUCAUCUUCCGCGGAUAAAACUGUCCGUUUGUGGCGAAUCGGUUGUGAUCAGUGCUUAAGUGUUUUCUGUCACAAUGAUUAUGUGACAUGCAUUCAAGUCAAUCCAGUUGAUGAAAGUUACUUCAUCACUGGGUCUAUUGAUGGCAAAGUCAGAAUAUGGGGAGUACAUGAAGAGAGGGUCGUUGAUUGGGCAGAUAUACAUGAUGUGAUAACUGCUAUAAGUUACAAGCCAGAUGGGAAGGGAUUUGUAGUUGGCUCCAUUUCAGGCACUUGCCGCUUUUAUGUUGCUUCAGAUAAACAUUGCAGACUUGAGGCACAGAUUCAUGUUGAUGGAAAGAAGAGAUCAAGGGGCAACAAAAUUAGUGGCAUUCAGUUUUCUCAGGAGGAACAUCAGAGAGUUCUAAUCACAUCAGAAGAUUCCAAAUUUUGCUUGUGGGAAGGGAUUGAUGUUGUCCAUAAAUACAGAGGUCUUUCCAAGUCGGGGAGUCAGACGUUUGGUUCUUUUACAUCAAAUGGAAAACACAUAAUUUCAGUCGGAGAGGAUUCUCAUGUUUAUAUCUGGAACACAAGUGACUUCAACAAACAAUCACCUAAACACAGAAAAACCAAUGGAUCUUGUGAGUACUUUUUCUCUGAAGGUACUGUUAUAGCAGUGCCUUGGUCAGGCAUGAGCACAGACCAGAUAGUCCCAAGUUUAGCUCACUGUUCUUCGGAGUUGCAGAACCAAAUGGUUGAAGAUAGAGAAUGUUUCUCUCACAGCAACUGGUUCUCCAUUGAUCACACAUGUCGAGGUUCUGUGACGUGGCCUGAGGAGAAGCUCCCUGUACUUUGGAAUUCACAUUCUGCAGUAGAAGAUGCUCAUAGCCAUCAACAGAAGAUGACAUGUCCAAAGGAUCCUUGGGGUUUGUCAAUUGUGACAGCCAGUUGUGAUGGAACUAUAAAGACAUUUCACAACUUUGGAUUGCCUGUUAGGCUUUAGAAAUAUUUCAUGACUUUCUUCUUCUCAGUAGUAACUACAUCUCAUGUGCCAGGUUCUUUUGCUUGGUCUGAAAUAUCAAAUGUGAGCCCGGCCUUUUCCCAUUCACUUCUUAGGAGAAAGGUCUUACAAUUGUUUUUGGGUGUGAAUACUACAUUAAUUCACAUUAGAGAAGAGAUAAAAGAAAUGCAAUUUUGUGUUAUAUGCCAUUAUUUUGGAUUCCAUCAAUGUUUAUGUAUUGACUAAACACGUUUUCUCAUAUAUAUUACACAAAAUUUUAAAAA
Molecule: messenger RNA, 2600 nt
Organism: Prosopis cineraria
Lineage: Eukaryota; Viridiplantae; Streptophyta; Magnoliopsida; Fabales; Fabaceae
Exons: 8
Coding region: 460-2319 (619 amino acids)
Molecular function (GO): protein binding
Source: RefSeq, a predicted model, not a curated record